CUGUUAACACACAUUGGUCGGCUUGCAGCCGCUGCAGCAGUUCGCUCCUCCUGUUGGGUUUUCUGCGCCUGGCUUCGGAGGAAACUGCCGGCUGAGGAAAAGGGCCCGGGAGGAAGGCUGAUCCCCGCCCUCCGUUUUGUUUUCUUUUGCUUUCCUCGCCCUCCGAGGAGCCUUGGUGCGCGGCGUUGCGAACAGUCCAUUAACACUGGGAAACUCUGCAAGGCUACGGCCGCCGGUGGGAGUAUGCGUGCGCCUGCGCGGCCGCCUUGGACGGAUUUGGAGAGCUUUGGCAUUGCCUACGAGGCGGGUGGGAGCGAGCGGGCAGUGAAUGCAGCAAGCGCACCAGGCGUGUCCUCCUGGGUAGGCGUGCGGUUGUAAUCAAUGGGGAUUCUGCCUCGUCUCCGGAGGCUCUAGUGGGUGCGCCUCCUCCGUCUCCCUCUGUUUUAGCCGAGAAUGAAAGGCGCCUCGGGCAGGCUGCCGGCAGCAUCCUUUCUGCACCCGGUGCGCGCCUGAGGCUGCAUGGCCGCAGUCUGGAGGCUUCGCGGCUCCCUGGGCUGGCGUCGGCGACCUCGGGUUGUGUGCGGGCGCGCCUUGCGUUUGGCCGGGAGAUGCUGAGCUGAGGUUGCGGGCGAGGGACGUGGCUCAGGCAGCUGGAAGAGGGCGAUCGGCUCUCCCCGGAUGGACACGCAGUCCCGGCGCUGUUGCUGCUGUGUGGCUUGGACACGCCGAGGGACUGCAGUCUCCCGCCCUGCUCUUGGCGGGAUGCUGGGCUAGCUGCGCUCUCCAGGGCGUCUGGUUGGGCGGGCUGCGCGCUGCGGGGAGGCGGUCGGUGUGUGUAGGGUAGGCUCGGAGGGCAGGCGCCGCAGCUCUCCAAUGGCCAGCCGCCGGAGGAGUAUCGAGUUGGAGCAUUUCGAAGAGAGGGACAAAAGGCAUCAGCGCGCGGGCUCCCGCCGGGGAGGCGGCAGCUCCACUUGCAGCAGCAGCUCCGGGCCCAAAGGCAACGGGCUCAUCCCCAGCCCCGCGCACAGCGCCCACUGCAGCCUCUACCGCACGCGCACCCUGCAGGCCCUCAGCUCGGAGAAGAAGGCGAAGAAAGCGCGCUUCUACCGCAAUGGGGACAAGUACUUCAAGGGCUUGGUCUAUCCCAUCUCCAGCGACCGUUUCCGCUCCUUCGAAGCCCUCCUUGUCGAGCUCACCAGGACCCUGUCGGACAACGUCCACUUGCCCCAAGGAGUCCGCGCCAUCUACACCAUCGAUGGCAGUCGGAAGCUGACCAGCCUGGACGAACUAGUGGAGGGUGAAAGUUAUGUAUGUGCAUCCAAUGAACCAUUUCGGAAAGUUGAUUACACUAAGAAUGUUAAUCCAAACUGGUCAGUCAACAUAAAAUCUGGGUCAUCUCGAUCCCUUACAUCUUUGACAUCUGCAAGAAGUGACGCAAAAGAGAGUAAAGACUUCAUAAAGCCCAAACUAGUAACAGUUUUACGGAGUGGAGUGAAGCCACGGAAAGCUGUGAGAAUUUUGCUGAAUAAAAAGACUGCUCAUUCCUUUGACCAAGUUUUGACUGAUAUAACAGAAGCUAUUAAGUUAGAUUCAGGAGUUGUCAAGAGAAUUUGUACACUGGAUGGUAAGCAGGUUACCUGCUUGCAAGACUUUUUUGGUGAUGAUGAUGUUUUCAUUGCUUGUGGACCUGACAAAUAUCGUUAUGCACAAGAUGAUUUUGUUCUGGAUCACAGUGAAUGUCGUGUUAUGAAAUCAUCUUAUUCCCGCUCAUCAGGCUCUCCAAGGUAUUCUGGAUGUAAAAGCCCUGGUCCUUCCCGUCGAAGCAAGUCGCCUGCUUCAGUAAAGAGGAGUGGCUACUACUCCAGUUCUUACUCUUCCGCAAAAUCCCCAGUCAAUGGAAUCCCCAGCAGCCAGCUUUCUACUCCUAAAUCUACAAAGUCUUCUAGCUCUUCACCAACAAGUCCUGGGAGUUUCCGAGGCCUCAAGAUUCCACCUCACUGUGAGCCUUCUUCUAAUGUUAAUGGCAUGCCUGAACUAUCAUCUUGCCUGAGUCCUGAAGGUGUGAAUGGAAACAAAUACUCAGGGACUUCAACAAUUCUUGAAAAAUACAAAGUGGGGAAGGUGAUUGGUGAUGGGAAUUUUGCUGUGGUUAAAGAAUGCAUAGAAAGGACCACUGGGAAGGAGUUUGCUUUGAAGAUUAUAGACAAAGGAAAAUGCUGUGGAAAGGAACAUUUGAUUGAGAAUGAAGUAUCAAUACUGCGCCGAGUGAAGCACCCCAAUAUCAUCAUGCUAAUAGAGGAGAUGGAUACUGCGACAGAGCUUUAUCUGGUGAUGGAAUUGGUCAAGGGAGGAGACCUUUUUGAUGCUAUCACUUCCUCCACAAAAUACACAGAACGUGAUGGGAGCGCAAUGGUCUACAAUUUAGCCAGUGCAUUGAAAUAUCUCCAUGGUCUCAAUAUCGUGCACAGAGAUAUCAAGCCAGAGAACCUUCUAGUCUGUGAGUAUUCAGAUGGAACUAAGUCCUUGAAGUUGGGAGACUUUGGACUAGCCACAGUGGUUGAAGGACCACUUUAUACCGUCUGUGGCACACCAACUUAUGUGGCUCCAGAAAUUAUUGCAGAGACUGGUUAUGGCUUAAAGGUGGACAUUUGGGCUGCAGGAGUCAUUACUUAUAUAUUGCUAUGUGGGUUUCCACCAUUUCGUAGUGAGAACAAUGUACAAGAAGAUCUGUUUGAUCAGAUUCUAGUUGGAAAGCUAGAGUUUCCUUCUCCAUAUUGGGAUAACAUCACUGACUCUGCCAAGGAGUUAAUUAGUCUGAUGUUACAAGUAAAUGUUGAAGCACGAUAUACAGCAGCUCAGAUUUUAAACCACCCCUGGGUGUCGGAUGAUGCCUCCCAGGAGAAUAAUAUGCAAGCUGAAGUAACAGGUAAAUUAAAGCAGCACUUUAACAACACACUACCCAAACAGAAUAACCCAAGUGCAGGGGUUUCUGUCAUCAUGAAUACAGCUCUAGAUAAAGAGAGGCAGAUCUUUUGCAACAAACACGGUCGAGGACCUGGACAAGCUGUCAGGGAGCGAAACCCCAUGAAAAAUGCUGCAGCUCACAAAUCAACGGUUGGGCUCAAGACACUUUGUCCUGCUGCAUCUGAGCCACUUAAACUCUCCACGCACCCCAUCUCAGCAUGUCAUCAUGAUACCACAGGAUCCAUGUAAACCAAGUCAACUGCUAGGUUGGAAAUCUGUUCUCCAAUACUGGUUUCUCGCCUCUUCCCUACCAUAGAUUGUCCACGGCUGUUUGAAAAGGAAUGCAGGUAGUAUACGUAGUGAUUUUUUAGGACUCUACUGGCAGUUCAAUUUGGAAAUGCAUAAUCUUUUUAAAAUUAAUGUUCAAAUAUAAUUUCAAGAAACCUUGGAACCAUUAAAAAAAUUAACCUACUGUCCUGGAAAUCAUAUCUUGAUUCACAGACUGUUUUUAAAACUUACCCAGCACACUUUCUGCAACAAGGCCCAGCAGAGCAGGAAGUCCUAGUCAUUUCUCUGUACAACUUUGAAACUCAGUUCCUGACUUGCUGUUGAGAGGCAACUUCAUCUAAAGACUGGACCUAGUGGACAAACUGUACACUACUGAAAUGCAGGGUGUGUGUGU
Molecule: messenger RNA, 3646 nt
Organism: Sphaerodactylus townsendi
Lineage: Eukaryota; Metazoa; Chordata; Lepidosauria; Squamata; Sphaerodactylidae
Gene: DCLK2
Product: doublecortin like kinase 2
Exons: 17
Coding region: 874-3213 (779 amino acids)
Biological process (GO): intracellular signal transduction; protein phosphorylation
Molecular function (GO): protein kinase activity; ATP binding
Source: RefSeq, a predicted model, not a curated record